Molecule: messenger RNA, 685 nt
Organism: Salvia splendens (bonfire salvia)
Lineage: Eukaryota; Viridiplantae; Streptophyta; Magnoliopsida; Lamiales; Lamiaceae
Exons: 4
Coding region: 164-565 (133 amino acids)
Cellular component (GO): membrane
Source: RefSeq, a predicted model, not a curated record
UAGAUUUGCUCACUCAUACUGCUAAAUAAGAGAAAAGAAGAAAAUCAAUGAAAUGUCCCUUUCAUUUGUUUUUCAUGUGCGAUAAUAAGUAACUACACGGAUGAUAUGAUCUGCACUGCCUUUAUCUCCAAUUCCUGCAGUGACAUUUCCUGCUGCGGAGAAGAUGGGGAAGUGGGCUUCUUUGUAUUUUGCUGUUUCUCUCGUUUCUGUCUCCAUCUUCUUCAACUCAAGUUUUGUGCUUUGCCUCCCCAGUGAUCCUCUCAACUCCAUUUUAGGUCAAGAAAACAUGGGAUCUUGGAAGGAUCAAACGCUGAGUUCUAAUGGAGAAACUCCGGGGCCUGCCGAUGAUGUGAGCACACUUGUAUUGGCAGCAAACAGGACAAAGAGGCCUGACAUUCUCUCUAAGUUUCAUAAAUACAGAGGUGGAUGGGAUAUUGCCAACAAACAUUACUGGGCUUCCGUUGGAUUUACAGGUGCAGCGGCUUUUAGUCUUGCCAUUUUAUGGUUCGUUUCUUUCGGUGUGGCUCUUCUCGUGCGGAUGGAAGAUAAACAUCUCCAGCAAUGAAGCAAGCGGUCUCUCAGCAUUGGGUGCAUUCUGCUUUCCGUGGGACAAGUCGACUUUCAUGGGGAAGCAAUGCAUACUCUGGAUUACGUUGUGAAUCAAUCGGAGUACACUGUGGAGACA